Miscanthus lutarioriparius is the source of this 936-nucleotide messenger RNA. The record is from the annotation of a GenBank genome assembly. NCBI's taxonomy places the organism in Eukaryota, Viridiplantae, Streptophyta, Magnoliopsida, Poales, Poaceae.
AUGGCUCAAAGAAGUCGGAGAUGGGAAAGAAAGAAGACAGGGAGAGGGCGGACGAGGGCAGAGGGCGCUUACCAGGUGAGAAGACCGCGACUGCCGAGGACGGCGACGGCGGCGGUGCUAUUUAUCGCGGAGGGAAAAGGAAAGCGCGCGAAGAGAGGAGUGAUGGACGAGCCGAGCUUCUUCCACCAGUGGCAGUCGGACGCCCUGCUGGAGCAGUACAUGGAGCAGCAGAUCGCGGUGGCGUUCGGGCAGGGGGAGGUGGACCACGCCGUGGCGGCGGCGCUGUCGACGAUGCCGAUGCUGCAGCAGCAGCAGCCCGCGGCGGCCGAGCACCCGCACCACCCGCGCAAGGCAGCCAAGAGAGACUCGUCGUUCUACUCCCGCACCGGCUCGACGAGGGAGAGCCCGGUGAUCCUGCCGUCGACGGCAGCGGUGGGUAGGGAGCAGCCGAUCGUCCGCGCCACUUUGUGCAGGGCCAUGGCGGCGGCGGCGGCGGUGGAUUCCACGGCCCGAGCCGCGUGCAACCAGUCGUCCAGUGCCGUGCCGGACCCGUCGGACCACGUGUGGGUGCACCACUUCAACCUGCUCAACUCCGCGCCGGCGCCGCCGGCUGCUCCGCACCUGGACCCGUCGCGCGCUACCACGUCGUCCCUGGACGAGACGUCCGUGUCCGUGAGCAACGCGAGCGACCUGGAGGCCACGGAGUGGGUGGAGCAGGACGAGCCUGGCGUGUCGAUCACCAUCCGCGAGUUCGGCGACGGCACCCGCGAGCUCCGCCGCGUCCGCUUCAGGCAAGUCAAUGGCCACACUAGCUAUUCAUUCUCCGGAUGCAAGAUUCAUCGUCGGACAUCUAAUCAUGCUGGAAAUCUUGUUAUGCUAAUGGGAUGUGAUCUCGUGUUCUUGUUGCUGCAGCCGGGAGAGGUUCGGCGAGGAUAG